Molecule: messenger RNA, 2877 nt
Organism: Penicillium antarcticum
Lineage: Eukaryota; Fungi; Ascomycota; Eurotiomycetes; Eurotiales; Aspergillaceae
Product: plasma-membrane proton-efflux P-type ATPase
Exons: 4
Coding region: 1-2877 (958 amino acids)
Biological process (GO): proton export across plasma membrane; regulation of intracellular pH
Cellular component (GO): plasma membrane
Molecular function (GO): P-type proton-exporting transporter activity; ATP binding; ATP hydrolysis activity
Source: RefSeq, a predicted model, not a curated record
AUGCCGAGGCCUGCGGUUGAUCUAUCGGAUCCUCGCAACAGGGCGCUCCAUAGCAACCCAGUCGAGAACUUCCAUGGUGAAGAAGACAAGGUUGACAGCCUCAAUGAUCAUGACAGCUUCCACGAUCGCCUCUUUGACAUCCCCAAGCAUGCAGACGCCCUUGGCGGCGUUUCCCCCAAAGAUGACCCCAUUCCAAGCGAUAAUUCGAGCGUCCUCGGUCAGCUGGACCAGCCCGAAACCGAACAGUCUUUGAACUUCCUCAUUGACGAGCUUGAUGCGGAAGAUGGCAAGGAGCCUGACCAUGAUGCGGCGUCAAUCCAUGCUGGCCAUGCUCACGAAGUCUCUUAUUCCUGGCUCGGUACCAGCCUCGAGGAUGGUCUUAACAACGAGGAGGUGACUGUUCGACGCAAGAAGUACGGGUGGAAUGUCAUGAAGGAAGCCAAGAGAAACCACUUACUCAAGUUUCUUUCAUUUUUUAUGGGCCCAGUUCAAUGGGUCAUGGAGGCUGCUGUCAUACUUGCCGGUGGCUUGCAAGACUGGAUCGACUUCGGUAUCAUUUGUGGCCUGCUUGUUCUCAACGCCACUGUCGGUUUCAUUCAAGAGUACCAUGCAGGCAACAUCGUUGAUACUCUCAAGAGGUCUCUUGCACUCCGAGCCCAAGUCAUUCGCAAUGGUCAUCUGGUAGAGAUAAAUUCCGCGGAAGUUGUGGUCGGCGAUGUGCUUCAUGUAAAAGAUGGCACGAUUAUUCCCGCCGACGGAAAACUUGAAUCUCAAAACGCUUAUAUCCAGGUUGACCAGUCCAGCAUCACGGGAGAGUCUCUUGCAGUCGAUAAGCACAAAGGAGAUGUUUGCUAUGCUUCAUCUGCCGUCAAGCGUGGGACUGGUUUGAUGAUUGUGACUGCCACCGGCGAUCAUACAUACGUCGGAACUGCGGCUGCCCUGGUCAACAAGGCUUCCAAUAACGUUGGACACUUCACUCAGGUGCUAAACGGGAUGGCGCAUAUUCUGCUGAUCUUCGUUAUUCUCGCACUCCUUGUGAUCUGGAUUGCCAGCUAUUAUCGUUCGAAUGGCAUUGUACAGAUACUAGAGUUUACCCUCGCAAUCACCGUCAUCGGAGUGCCAGUUGGUCUUCCUGUGGUAGUUACCACUACAAUGGCUGUGGGUGCAGCUUACUUGGCCAAUCGCAGAGCAAUUGUGCAGAAGUUGUCAGCCAUUGAGUCGCUAGCUGGUGUUGAAAUUCUUUGUUCCGACAAAACAGGAACAUUGACUCGGAACAAAUUGACCCUUGGGGAGCCAUAUACAGUUACAGGGAUGACAACAGAGGAUCUGAUGUUGACUGCGUGUCUGGCAGCAACUCGAAAGUCUGGCGGAAUUGAUGCCAUCGACAAGGUGUUUCUCAGGGGUCUGCGCAGCUACCCAUUGGCCAUGUAUCAGGUUCCUACGUACAGAACCAUCGAGUUUAUUCCAUUCGAUCCAGUUUCUAAGAAGGUUACCGCACUAGUGGAGAACCAUGACGGGGAGCGAAUGAUCUGUGUCAAAGGAGCUCCGAUGACAAUCUUGCGAACGGUACAGGCAGAAACCACCCUUUGUCAGCCUUUCGUCGACGAGUAUAAGGCAAAGGUUACAGAGUUUGCUGAUAGAGGAUUCCGUGCUCUGGGUGUUGCUCGCAAGCGCACCGACAAGCAAUGGGAGAUUCUAGGGAUUGUGCCCUGCUCUGACCCGCCUCGUCAUGACACUGCUAAAACGAUCGCUGAAGCCCAAAAUCUGGGUCUCUCCAUCAAGAUGCUCACCGGAGAUGCAGUCGGCAUUGCUCGUGAAACAGCUCGCAAACUUGGUCUGGGAACCAACAUUUACAAUGCUGAGCGCUUGGGCGUCACUGGCGCUGGCGAGAUGCCUGGUUCUGAGGUCAAUGACUUUGUUGAAGCUGCAGACGGAUUUGCAGAAGUGUUCCCUCAACACAAGUACAGUGUGGUGGAGAUUCUUCAGCGUCGUGGAUACCUUGUGGCGAUGACUGGUGACGGUGUGAAUGACGCUGCCUCGCUCAAGAAGGCAGACACGGGCAUUGCCGUUGAAGGUGCCUCUGAUGCGGCUCGCUCUGCCGCUGACAUUGUGUUCCUGGCGCCUGGUCUGUCCGCAAUCAUUGAUGCCAUCAAAAUUUCUCGUCAGAUCUUUCACCGUAUGUACGCAUAUGUUGUUUAUCGUAUCGCCCUGUCAAUUCAUCUGGAGUUGUUCCUCGGUCUCUGGAUGGUGAUCAUGAAUGAAACUCUCGAUCUGCGAUUGAUAGUCCUUCUCGCCAUCUUUGCAGACAUUGCGACGCUGGCCAUUGCCUAUGACAAUGCCUCAUAUUCCCAGCUCCCAGUCAAAUGGAAUCAACCAAGGCUAUGGGGUGAAUCAAUUGUUCUCGGAGUUAUACUUGCUGCCGGAACCUGGGUAACUCUCGGUACCAUGUUGCUGCAAGGCGAGGAAGGUGGUGUGAUUCAAGGCUGGGGCUCACGGGAUGAGGUCAUUUUCCUGGAAAUAACCCUAACCCAAAGCUGGCUGAUUCUAGUCACUCGCAUCACAGGGUCAAUGUUUAGCAAUCUUCCCUCAAUUCUUCUCAUUAUUGCUGUUCUGGUUGUCGAUGUGACCGGGUCUCUGAUGGCUCACUUCGGCGCUUUCGGUACACCAACAUCGGCACUGACUAUCCUACGAGUCUGGAUCCUAUCCUUCGGGGUGGCUUCUGUCAACGCCAUGGUCUAUGUCCUACUACACAAUUCUGAAAAGUUUGACAACCUCAUGCAUGGUCGCAGUCUCCGCAACAAGGGGAAGGAUCGUUCCUGGGAGGACUUUGGUCUCGCCAUGCAGCGUAUGGCAAACAAGCAUGAAGGAUCCACAUGA